AUGCUUCGGAGCGGCAUCCCAGCCAGCAACAUCAUCCUGAUGAUGCAGGACGACGUGGCACAUUCCGAGGAGAACAAGUUCCCAGGCAGGCUGUACAACCGCCCUGGCUCCGACACCCCCGACGUCUACGCGGACUGCAGGCCAGACUACAAGGGCAAUGUCGUGACAGCAAAGCUCUUCCUCGACGUCAUCACGGGCAAAGAGUCUGCUGACCAUGCUUCGAAGGUGCUCAAGAGCGGCCCCAACGAUCAUGUGUUCAUCAAUUUCAUCGACCAUGGUGGACCUGGCAGCAUCGCCUUCCCUAACGGGCCGCUGCUCCACAAGACGCAGCUUGCAGCCGCGCUUAACACGAUGAAAGAGGGGAACAUGUUCAAGGAGCUGGUGUUCUACAUGGAGGCUUGCGAAAGUGGUUCCAUGUUCAUUGGCGAUGUGCUGCCCGCUGGCAGCAGCAUGUACGCUGUGACCGCUGCAAAUGCCAAGGAGUCCUCCUGGGGCUACUACUGCCACCCCGACGACAGGGUCAUGGGACAAUCCAUGGGAACCUGCCUGGGAGACCUGUUCUCGAUCGCGUGGAUGGAGGACUCGGACAAGGGCUCCUUCGCGGCCGAGACGAUCGGGGCGCAGGUGAAGCUGGUGACGAAACGCACCAACAAGAGCCACGUGACGCAGUUUGGCGAGAAGUCUAUCGCGGACGAGGCGAUCGGCAAGUUCGAGGUCGGCUCGGGCGUCGGUGCCACGGACCAGAGCCGGGAGCGGGCCGGCUCGGCCGUCGAUGUGCGGGACAUCCCGAAGCACCUCGCCUACGUGAAGUGGCAGGCGCAGACCGACGAUGCCUCGAAGGCCGCGGCGUGGCGCGAGUACAAGGACGUCCUCGAGGCCCGCGAGGCGGACGAGCUCGUCUUCUCGGGCAUCGCCGCGGCGGCCUGCGGGAGUGACGAGGCUUGCGCGCAGGUUGCCGGGUCCUCCAAGCGCGACAUCGUGGACGGAGAAUGCCACAAGGGCCUCGUGGACGCCGUCUACGAGUCCUGCCCCUGCCGCCGGCCAGACCACGACUCUGGAGGCUGGAACGCGUUCAACAUGCAGUUCUCGCAGGUCCUGGUGAACCUGUGCGAGAUGAAGGGCGAGCUUGGCCGCAGCGCGGCAGAGCUCGAGGACAUCGUGCGGGCGCAGUGCCAGGGCUCCGCCAGCAGCGGCCCCUCCACCAUCGUGGUGUGA
Messenger RNA from Prorocentrum cordatum, 1215 nucleotides. The record is from the annotation of a GenBank genome assembly. NCBI's taxonomy places the organism in Eukaryota, Dinophyceae, Prorocentrales, Prorocentraceae.